Selaginella moellendorffii is the source of this 2421-nucleotide messenger RNA. RefSeq names its product pentatricopeptide repeat-containing protein At4g18520, chloroplastic-like. The record is from RefSeq and is a predicted model, not a curated record. NCBI's taxonomy places the organism in Eukaryota, Viridiplantae, Streptophyta, Lycopodiopsida, Selaginellales, Selaginellaceae. Gene Ontology annotation, biological process: RNA modification. Bases 1 to 2421 code for a protein of 806 amino acids. Gene Ontology annotation, molecular function: protein binding; RNA binding. The transcript is spliced from 3 exons.
AUGGAAGCUCGCCCAGGACCUCUACGAGAAAACCUCCGGUCAAUUUAUAAAGGGCUUCCCUUGAUGCAAUUCUCCAAAGCGUACCAAGAGCCGCUCGACGAUACUGUGGUGUGGCUGGAAAGGAAGAAGUGGGUCGACUCGGCGGUUUACUCGGAUCUCCUCAGGAAGUGUGGAAGCUCGAAAUCGCUGACGCUUGGGAUACGUGUUCAUGCACAUAUCAUCCAGUGUGGACGUGAUCGAGAGACUUACAUCGGGAACUAUCUCAUCGAGAUGUAUGGGAAGUGUGGCAAGGUUGACGAGGCACGCAGGGUGUUUGAGGCCAUCCUCGACCGCAACGUUUUCUCCUGGAACUUGAUGAUCGCGGCGUAUGCCCGGCAUGGGCAUAGUAGGGACGCCUGGGAGGUGUUCCGGAGGAUAGACUUGGAGGGUGUGAAGCCGAGCAGGGUCACCUUCUUGGGUGUGCUGGAUUCGUGUAAUGGUGCCAGGGGCCUGGCAGCGGGACUGGAGAUCCAUGCCAGGAUGGUGGAGGGGGGAUUUGAGUCGGACGUGGUGGCUUGCACUGCUCUAUUGAAUAUGUACGGGAGGUGCUCGGGGGAUGCAAGAGCAGCUCGAGCGGUUUUUGAUGGUAUGGAGGUCCGGGACUUGGUUUCGUGGAAUGCCAUCGUGGUUGUCUACUCUCAGAAGGCACAGUGUGAGGAGGCAGUGAAACUCUACCGGCAGAUGCUGCUCCAAGGUGUGCAGCCCGACGAGUUUGUGUUCAGCAGUGUCAUCUUCGCAUGCUCGGAUCCGAAACUGGCCGCUGAGGGGUCGAGCGUUCAUCGAAAUGUGAUGGAAAGUGGACUCGAGUCUCACGUCGUCGUCGGUAACGCACUGCUUCACAUGUAUGGGAAGCAUGGGAACUUUGGGGCUGCAAGGCGGGUUUUUGACAGGAUAGAGAACAGGGACGUCAUAUCUUGGACUGCGAUGAUCGUUGCUUACUCCCAUUCUGGUCAGGGUCGAGCCGCCUUGGAGGUUUUGGAGAUCAUGCGAGCGCAGAGAGUGGAGCUGGACAGAGUUGGAUACACAAGCGUCAUUGAUACGUGCACGAGCCUUGGAGCUCUGGAAGAAGGCAGGCGUAUUCACUCGCAAAUCGCGAAGCAGGGAUUGGAAACCGACGUCGCGGUGGGAAGUGCGUUGGUGAACAUGUAUGGGAAGUGUGGUGACUUGGAAGAUGCGAGAGCAGUGUUUGCGGGAAUCGAAGGGAAGGAUAGGUGCGCUUGGACGUCGAUGCUUGGGGCGUAUGCGCAACAUGGUGACGGAGACAGAGCGUUCCAAGUCUUUCAAACCAUGGACUUGGAAGGAGAGAAGUCCGAUCCUAUCACUCUGAUAUCGGUGCUUAGCGUUUGCUCCGACAAGUCCUCGGCCUUGUCACAGGGAAAGGCAAUUCACUCGAGCAUCUCCGGGAGCGGGCUCGAACUGGACGGCCUCGUAGCUACUGCUCUCAUCGACAUGUAUGCGACAUGUGGGAGCUUGCGAACUGCUCGAAACUUCUUCGACGCUAUCCAGGCCAAAGGCGACGUAGUGCUGUGGAGUGCUAUAAUCUCCGGCUACUCACAGCAUGGAGACUGGGAAGAGAGCACAACACUCUUCCGGCUCAUGCAGCUAGAAGGACUGGAGCCGGACAACAGGACGAUCACAAGCGUCUUAUCAGCAUUUAGCCACGGUGGUCUCGUCGAUCAAGCGACCGAGUGGUUUGGAACAAUGGUGGAAGCUUGCGACAUGAAGCCAGCAAUCGACCACUAUAUGUGCCUGAUCGAUCUGCUGGGAAGAGCUGGAUGUUUGGAGGCCGCGGAGCUCGUGAUGAAGAGAAUGCCUUGUAAGGCUGAUACGGUGGCUUGGACGACGUUACUUGGCUCGUGUACCACUCACGGAGAUGUUCACAGAGGUGCUCGAGCAGCCGGACAGAUGCGAGAUGACUCUGGAGCUUAUGAGUUCGUCAUCGUCUCGGAGAUCCUGAUGGAGCCUACAGGCGCUCAAGACAGUGCAAUUUUGAGGAGCAGGGCUUCCAGCUUCCCAGUUCUUGCGAGAAGAUCGAUCACGCCCGCACAUAUCCAGCUCCUGCAUCACUCCAUGAUCUUGCUCCAUCCUAGCGAGGAUCUUGGCUCUACCAGGCAGACGAGCUAUCGGCGAGAAACCGUCCAUUCGCAUCUCGUGGAAGAGCUCCAGAGCUCGCUGGCUAUCACCGCUCUGGGAGUGAGCCUUGAUCAUACUCGUCCACAUCUCCCCGCAAGCUACGUACAUGGUCGCCAGCCCCGUCUCUACGAUUGGAUCCGGGGUCUUCGAGGAUGGACUGGUGGAUUGCUCGUCCCUGGGAGAGCGAGCAGCAGGAAUCCAGAGCGCUGGCCACCGCAGCGCUGCCCAAGCCAAUGCCUUCCAAGUUGA